GAGAAGAUUCAGCACUAUUAUUACCAGCCUGCGUUACAAUCAGAAUGCUAGCGAUAAAAUAUGCAGAGGGGUUGGCCACAACCACGAGGCUGGUCGUGACUUUCCCCUCGCUCAGAACGUCUCGACGCCAACUCCCCAGGAUCCCGCUUCGUCAAGUCAAAACUGAAUCUCACUCUGUAUAUUGAACAGAGUUGCAUGGAAUUAUCACUAACGCUAAGUAACCAGAAAGGCACCGGCAGGCUCUUCUAGCCACGACUUCCUUGUAUCAAGUACGCCACGCCGUCAAUGGCGCGAUGCAGCACCUCUUCUGGCCGAAUGACUGCUAUUAAUAUCCCAAGCUCAAAGCCAGCCUGAUCUCCUCGCACCCAGACUCUUGUUGCUCAAUCGCCCUGUCGCCGACCCUAUUAUAAAACCCGCGCCGUUGUUGUCGACAGCACCUUGAGACUGUCACUACCGCUCACACCCGCAGGGCGAAAUGGUCCUUUCAUAUCUCUUUACUCUCAGCCUUGCCCAACAGACAGCCUUAGCGGCCACGAGUGUCACUUUCUACACUGAUGAUUCAUGCCGAGAGGACCCCAGGGUCGCAAACGUAACGCCGUCUAUCUUUAAUGAUGUACAGUGCCAGGCUUUUCCGUUGCAAGGAACUGCCGUAGGCAGCGCAUUAUUGACUGAUUGGGAUAGUGCCACGACAGUAACGCUGUUCAGUGCUCCUGGUUGCACUGGCUCUAAUUCGAUCUAUCUGGCACCAGGAUUUUGCAAAAUAGUCACCUACGACGGUAGUGCGGAACCAGCCAUCGAAGUCGUCUCCGCUGAGAGCCCAGAUACUAGUUCGGGCUCGGCCGCAUCUACGACUUCUGAGCAGAGCACGACCUACUCCAUCGCGAGCACAUUCACUACUUCGACGAGCUCGACGACCACCUCCACUCCGACGUCCACAUCCACUCCAACGUCUACACCUCAGUCCGCUGACAAUCACGACGGACUCACGCUGCCAGCGGAGAUCGCAACGAUCGUGUCUACGGUUUUUGCGGGAAUAGGCCUUGUCUUUGUUAUAUAUAAGUUUGGAAAACGCAAGAAGUGGUGGUGACAUUAGAAGAGACUAUAUGUAUACUGUUAAAUCUACACUUGGUACUGCUGGAGCUAGGUUUAGUGUGAUACUGCGGCACCACUCUCUUUGUGCGCAACGUACACAGCUAGAUAUUCAAC
Messenger RNA from Exophiala xenobiotica, 1206 nucleotides. RefSeq lists its product as uncharacterized. The transcript has 2 exons. The coding region runs from base 476 to 1087 and encodes 203 amino acids. Lineage: Eukaryota; Fungi; Ascomycota; Eurotiomycetes; Chaetothyriales; Herpotrichiellaceae. The record is from RefSeq and is a predicted model, not a curated record.